UGCUGUCGGUAAUAUAUUGGCAAACACGCGAAAAAAUCGCAAGCGACCGAGAAACGUGGCGUGUAAAUGAAAAACGAAUCAGUGUAAGGACGCGCACAGCGGAAACUAGUUGUGGCAACGUGCGCCUGCAUUAUGAUUGUGUGUGUGUUUGUAGCUGAACAUAAGUGAGCGGAAGAGUGGCCAAACUUUGGCAGGAAAUUGCAGUAGAUUCAGCUGAAGUGCGUCAAGUAACAGAAAAGCAAAAAAAUAUUUAUACACAUACGUAAAUAAAUGAAUGAGUGUGCGUGGGAAAAGGAUAAUACCAAGGCAGGACCAAGCUGUAAAUAAAAGACCGGAAACUGCGGUGGAAAUACCACCAAGCAUGGCAGAACUUUGUCUCUGUGGGUGUAUGUAUGUACAGGCGUAAAUAUGGAAAUUAACGGAGAUGAGCUCGAAGUAAAUUACAUUGAAGAAGUAAUAGUUCGCUCUGGCUGCUGAAAAGAUAUGUUCAAAACAAAUAAAGUUUUAUAAAAUCGCCUAUGAAAAUGACUACUCGCUGAAAAAAUAUCAACAAAAGUAAGCUGAAAUUACAUAAUUGUGUACAUAAAAAGUCAGCAUAUCUACGGCCACGGAAAUAAAUGCAGCAACAACAGAAGCAGCAGAAACACAUCAAGUGAAAGCAUCCAUUGUUUAAAUGAAUAACCUGCAGUUACUAGCAUAAUUACUACAAAGCAAGUAAAAUCCGAAAAAAGCAAUUAAAGCAAAAAGGAAAUUACUUAAACAACAAACAACACUUGGCGAUAACUCUAGCAUCGGACGAUUUGCAAAUCAAUCACAACAACGACAGACGCUCUCACUCGACAGACCACGAUGCCAUCGCACUUUUAUCCUGUGUUGCCACCUAUUCUGCCGCACACAUUCAUAUAACAAGUUGAGCGCAAAAUGUGGCUGACUGCGAAUGUGGUUACAAAGUGUUGUUGUUGUGCGUGAGUGUAAAAUCGAAACGAAUGUAUAAGCACAGGAAAAAUGCCUUUGCACGGCAAUAAACGCCAAAAACAACAACAACACUGCAGCAACAAUAACUACACCAACGAAAACCUAGCCAACGGCGAGAUACAGAAAGGGCAGCAACGACUAAAGUACAACGAUCGACGAGAAAACAAUUACACACAAGAGAAGCCAGAAAAGCAACAACAUCAAGCAAAAGAGCAACGGCAGCAGCAGCAGCAGCGACAAAUUGAGCGAGAGAGCGACGGGCCCGCGCGCUUAGCGGUGCUGCAGGAGUGUAGAAAGCAAAUAUCUAUUGGCCUAGCAGAAACAGUUGAAACUGCGAGGAAGCAGCCAAGAGCGAUUGUAGCAAAUCUAACUGCGCUCGCAACAACAAAUAUCACCUAUAGAGCACCACAUACGGGCAAGUAUCCACCUUCGUGUGCACCACAGCUGAAUUUCGUACCGUUGCAGCUCCACGUUCUGCUUCUUUUCCUCCUUUGCUGCACAAUGCCUCCACAAGUGCAAGCCGACUGGUUAAUGGACUGUGGGGAUUGUCUGUGUAAGUGGCAAUCGGGGAAGAAGACCGCCGACUGUAAGAAUCUCACCCUCAAUGCGGUGCCGGAAAAUCUGAGCAACGAAGUGCAAGUGCUCGAUCUCUCCUUCAAUCGUGUGGCCAUACUGGAACAGAAUGCCUUUUUAAACGCUGAUUUGCAUAAUUUACAUAAACUUUUCAUGCGCAAUGCGACGCUGCAGCAAAUCGAUCCACGCACAUUCACUCAACUGGAGAUUCUUAUCGAAUUGGAUUUAUCGAACAAUUUACUGCGAACACUGCAGGCUAACGUAUUUUCGCGCCUCGUGAAAGUGCGUUCCAUAGUGCUAAACGGCAAUUUGCUGGAGUCGCUCGCCGAUGGCGUCUUCCAGAACCUAAAGUUCUUGCACAAGGUCGAAUUGAAGCACAAUCGAUUAGUGCGCAUUGGCCAGCAGGCGUUCGGGAACGUACCGCUGUUGUCGCAAAUAUAUUUGGAUAGCAAUCGGCUAAGCUUUCUGCGUAAGGAGUCCUUUGAGUCGCUUAAACGGCUGACGGCGCUUUCACUCGAUUCAAAUCCCUGGAAUUGCACAUGCGAGCUACAGAUAUUUCGCGACUUUGUGCUGAAACGAAAUCUUUACACACCGCCCACUGCUUGCUAUUAUCCGGUGCAUUUGCGUGGUAUGCUGUGGGUUGAGGAUCAACCUGAGGCGUUUGCUUGCAAGCCGCGUAUAAUUUAUCCCGCUCGUGGUGCUUCUAUCAAUACUUCAAAAGAGAAUGUCACGCUGGUGUGUCGCGUGCACGCAUCGCCGAAUACACUGAUAGCCUGGGACUUCAAUAGACAACAAUAUCGCGCUUCGACCAGCAGCGGUAUCAAUGCCGUCACCACUAGCAGCGCCAAUGGUGUCAGUUGUUGUGGCAGUGGUCAAGCGCAACGUGUGCAUAUCCAACUGCUGCGUGAUGAUCAAUCGAAGGAAAAAGAAUUUGGCCGUGAUAUAUUUAUUUCACGUCUGACAAUUGUUGGCGCGGAGAAGAGCGAUGAAGGAAUUUACACUUGCUCUGCAGAGAAUGCUGGUGGCAAGGACACAGUGCAAAUGAGUUUGUUGCUACAAAGGUCUGCUCCUCGCGAUCUGCUGCUGCAGGGAAAUUUAAUAAUUGUGAUUUCGCUGAUGGCACUGGGCUUACUCAGUGUCUCAGUGUUUCUGGCGCUCAUCACCUGCUGCAUUUACAAAAGAUUCAAGGCAAUGAGUCCCACACAUCACCGGCAUCAUCAUCAUCAUCUCGACGUAGCAGACCAAUUGACGCCCGGCAUGGAUGGUCAUCACACGACAACGACUACAUUGGCUGGAGGUACGGAUGUGGUGCUCGGUAUUGAGGACACAGUGAGCGGAUAUAAGCAUCAUUUGCAGAAGAAAAAUGCGAAUGGUGAUUUGUUGGAAGGUAAAAGUAGUCCGGGCAGUGGAGCUUGUGGGAAAUACACCGAGGUGAUAAAACAUGCUGCAACUGUGAUGGAUAAUGGUGGGUUGCUAAGGAGCGGCGGUGGUGGUGGCGGUGGUGCCGUGGAUGGCACUGGUGUGAACAGAGGAGGGCCGCAUACGGACAAGAUGUACUUGGAGCGAAGCAAUGAAGAUACGCUCCACAUCAAAUACCCGCAUGGACCGUCCGCAGUUGAAAUAAAUCGUCUCCUCAGUGCAACAUCAACAACAACAUUGGACAUGUCGCCUAUCGGCAAAGGUGGCCUCGGUAGUGUAGGUGGUAGCAAGUGGCGUACAGACUUACAGAGUAGUGAGGGUCAAUUGGGCGGCGGUGGAGGACGUACCGGCGAAUAUCAGCCAGACCUUCUCCCCGCGUACAGCACCCACAAAGCAGUCAACAAUAGUAACAGUAACAUUAAUGGUCAUGCCAACAAUGCGGCCAGCAAUCAGCAAGGACAGCUUUAUAGUCCGAUAAAACCAAUGAGGGCAGUAAAUCUACACGAUGACCAGCAAAUGUCACAACAACAACACCAAAAAACAUUGCAUGAACAACCCAAUGUGGCCAAAAGUAAAUAUAAUAUCAAUGCGCAAGAGUAUUUGCAGUCCAGGUAUGGUGCCGCAAGCAAACCCAGCGAAAAGACUUUGCGUCGAGGUGAGGCGAUUGUUGUGGCAACGACGACCAGCAUCGGUCUCACCAGCACUGGUUCAAUGCCAACGACAACUGUGGGCGCAAGUGUCGCGACGCCACAGGCGGAAAGUGGCUUUUCGACGCUACAACGACAUAGUAAAUCAGUCGCCCUAUCGCCGCGUACACCCACCGACUCACACUCUGUAACAGGACAUAGCAACAGUAACAAUUAUGGGUAUGAGUACCGUCAACCUCCUCCGCCACCUUACAAUUCUGCACAUCGUACAGCCAGUGGUUUGCAGCUGUUACAACGCCGCACCAGCAUAAACAACGAGCAGAACAAUGAGCAGAUGAAUGCGACAAAAGAUCUUGGCUAUCGGGAGGCAUUGGGCGGCAGCAACUAUACUAGUGGUGGUAGUGGCGUGGGUGACGGUGCACGUCAGACCAUUGUGACAGCAUCCUCAUCACUGCAAUUCCUCACCACAACUGGCUAUGGUAGCAAUGUGGCGCCACAGCGACAACUACUUUGAUCAUCGACGCAACCGGGUGUGCUGAGGUAGAACAUUGGGCGGCUGCUUUAAGCGGCGCUCUGAGGUGUGGUGGCCACCACAGGCGGUCAAUAAUUUGGAAAGAAAAGGUGUCCAGCUGAUUAUGCAAUAUGGAAAAUUUGCGAACUGAGUUUCUUAGACAACGCCGCCGGAAGGAUAAAAAUUGUAUGGAAACGAAUUACUGUAAAUUGUAUCGGAAUAUAAAUAUUUUGUGCACGUAAAGGUUUGGGUGUCACAAUGAAAUUCUAAAAAAAUUGUUAUCGAAGUUUUUGUUUUGUAAACAAUUUUACAAAGUAAAUCUUAAAGUCAUUAUUCAAUAUUCAGUAUAGAAAUGCUUAUCUUAUUUGAAUUAUUUUUAUACAUUUGAAAUGUUUGUUUAUGUAUUUAUAAAUCCCAGCAGAAAAUGUAACUAGUAAAGAUAAAAAAAUUGUGUCGCAUAGAAAGUAAUUCCAUCGAAUUGAAAGAAAUUUGACUUUAAGGGGUAGUUUCGCAUUAGAAAAAAUCAUGGCUAAAAAUUACUUCCUUAUGUUCUCAAAAAUACUUCUCUUUUCAAAAUACAAGGUGGGUUCAAAAAAUAAGGCUAAUCUUCAAACGUACAUUCAACUUUCGAUAAUUAGUAUUUUUUAUGCAGGAAUUGUUGAAUAACAUCCACGAUGAUCCAGAUUUGCUUAAAAGGGUUAUAGCUGGUCACGAAUGAGUUAUGACAUCGAAACCAAAGCCCAAUCGUCCCAAUGGAAGAGUCCAGAAGAGCCAAGAGUCGAUAGCAGAAAAUCGCCGAACACGCAAAACACUUGUCUUAUUUAUGUCUCCCACAAGCAAACUAGACCGUCUAUAUUGCUGAAACCCUGAACAUAUCUUCGACAAAAGUGUACCAACAUAAAAAUAAAAAUAAUAAUCGAAAGUCGAAUGUACGUAGACCGCGAAAUAUGAAGAUUAGUCUUGUGUUUUGAACACAUCAUAAUGAUAUCAAUUAGCUACCAACAAAUGUAAUCGUUAACAUCUAAUCCGAAAAUCAAUCUCACCAGUUACUUUUUAUGUACCUACUUUUCUUCAUACCCUUGAAAUGAGUACUAGAAAUGAAGGUUCUGGAUGGCAUUGCGAGUUUACUUUAAAAUGCAGAAAUUUCGCCACUCACCUCUUUUUUUACGAAGAUGCAUUAGCUAUCAAUCCUAUGUGUAAAUAAUUGUACUAUUUCAUCCUUUUCAUUGUGGCAAAUGGAUGCCAACUCGAAGGACGCUUUUAUACAAGGUGGCGCAAAAGUAACCUUGCGAUGUUUUUUGGCUGUAAUUAAAAAAAAAAAUGAAAAACUUUGAUUCUUCUUGUGGAUUAUUUUUAUUUGGUCUUUUAAUUUUUUUUACAUCAAGCCGAGAAUAUGAUGUCAGGUAAAUGGCCGCCGCCACAGUUGAUUGCCAUUUGAGCCCUUUUUAUGGCAUUUUCCAUCACUUUGGCCAAAACUUCCGGCGAUAGGUCCUCACAUUCUUGACGGAUAUUGUCUUUAAGAGCUGCAAGAGUCUGAGGCUUGUUGACAUAAACCCGCUACUUCAAAAAGCCCUACAAAAAGAAGUCUGGAGCGGUCAAAUCAGGCGAUCUUGCUGCCCAGUGCAAGUCCCCGGGAAAUGCAUCCUUCAGCAUAUCGGUUGUGGCACGGGCAGUGUGUGCCGUUGCACCGUCCUGUUGGAACCACAUGUUUUCCAAUCCCAAUUCAUCAAGUUGCGGCAAAAAGAACUCGUUGACCAUUGCUCUGUAGCGCUCACCAUUCACAGUAACCGUUUGGCCCGCGACGUUUUCGAAGAAAAAGGUCCGAUGACUCCUCCAGCGAAAACAGCACACCAUACAGUGACUUUGAGCGGGUGUAAUGGCUCUUCGUGGGUUACACGCAGAUUUUCAGUGCCCCAGAAGCGUAAAUUUUGCUUAUUUACGUGCCCGCUAAGAUGGAAAUGGGCCUCAGCACUCAUGAUUAUUUUUGAUGAAAAAUCGUCUUCCUCUUGGUGGUGAUUAAGGAUGGCUUGAGCGUAUGUUAGACGCGAUUGGCGGUGAUGCACCGUCUGGACUUUGUACGGAAACAUCUUCAAAUCUUGUACCAAAAUUCGCUGUAAAGACCGUCGACUGAUACCCAUUUGCGUGGCACGUCGUCUGGUCGAUGUCGACUGCGCUUUCAUGACAUCCUCGGCUACAGCAGCAAUAUUCUCUGCAGAACGGCUACUCCGGGGUCUGCCACGCCUGGCAGCAUCUCGUGUUGUGCCAGUCUCUUCGAGGCGAGCGGCUAAACGUUGCAGUGUUUCACCAGUAGGCGUUGGACGGCGGGGAAAUCUGCGACCAAAUUCACGUUGUGCCAAAGUCACCGACCGAUUAUUGGUGAAAUAAAUAGUCAGCAAUAUUCCGCGUUCUGGAGCAGUGUAGCGUAACAUUGUUUAUUAACGUGUAUUUCACAUGUGUUUACUACACAAAUGUCAAAACAGAACUGACAUUAGGGGCCAAUCGCAAAAUGUAUAGCAUUUUCUGAUAGGAGGAUUACUUUAGCGCCACCUGUUAUGAGAAUUAUCAUUCAUACCAUGACUUGACUGGCUCCAGUAAGCUGUUAAUUGUUAUUUAUUUCACUAGAGCGUACUUACAGUUUGUCAUUCCAUAUUCUUCAUUACACAUCUCAUAGGCAGUCAUUAUUACAAAUCUUGCGUAGCUUUUGUAGGUGCUAUUGCUACUCCAUAUAAAAAAAUAGGUUUCUGGCGUGUCUGGUUUCUGGUUUGCGGCGCUCAAAACGGCAAUCUCUGGUGGUAAUGACUCCUUGUCUAUCGAUCGCUAGGGCCUAUGCUGGAAACCCCCUGGGGGUGUUGAGACAUCUUCCUAGGAAAAGAUAGUGUUUUGAUUUCCUUAGGAUUUUGAAAUAAAAUAAACUACACCAACUGUUUAAAAAUGCAAUCUUUGUUUUGCAUAGUUCUGACGCGUAUAAGUGCAUGUGGUGAAAUUCUGGUUGCAGAUAAGUGCAUCGCUUCAUGAAAUGAUCAAGUUUUUGUUUACGCAUUCUGUGAGUCUUAUGGGAUUAUUUUGUUAAAUCUUUUUUACUAAUUUCCCUUUUUUGAUAAGUUUUCUUAACUAAAGUCUUAGAGUAUUUUUAAGCCGCAGUAAGGUCUUUUAUCUGGGAUGCGAGAAUAUGUAUACUUCCAACUCUGAACUGUCUUCACGCUCGAAAGUUCCCAUUAUCAGGACUCGCAAUUGAUUCUUCUGUUUCUGUGAAUUAAAUUCUUUAAAUUGGUAUAAUUAUUCCAUGGAUUUAGAAAAUGAUAUUACUUUUAAUAGUGUGAAAUUCUAUAAGAAAGUUUCUACAAAUUAUUUUUUGUAACAUUCGCUGAAAAGCUUCAAAGUCCUUUUGAUAUUGUUACAAUAGUAUUUGUUUUUCAGUACUAAAUACAAGAGUAAUUCACUAAAUUGACUAGCUCACAUCUAAUUCGAAAGAUAAUUUUUUCUGUAACCCUAAAAGUGAUAAAUAUUUAUGUGGGAGUUCAAAGGUGAAGAAUGGCUGCAAGGUGACAAUAUUUUGAAUGUGCGACGAGAGUGAAGUUUAGUGGGGAGGCAAAGAGACCCCAGCGAAAACGUGCAGCUUAACGACGAGUUUGAGUUUCAUUCUAUACCUGUUUUAAUUCCUCCUUUUUUUCUUGAUUGGCGCGAUAACCGCUUACGCCAUUUUGGCCGCGUUUAACAAAGCGCGCCAGUUGUUUGUUUCUCGUGCUAAUCAGCGCCAGUUAGACACACCAAGUGAAGCCUAGCCCUUAUCCACCUGAUGUUUCAAACGCAGAGGAGCCGUUCCUCUUCCUCUGCUACUACCAGCUGGUACCGCAUCGAAUACUUUUGUAUCUGUUCCGACGACAUGACCCAGCCAACGCAGCCGCUGGAUCUUUAUUCCCUGCGCUAUGCCUAUGUUGUUAGGCGGCCGCCGUAGCCGAAUGGGUUGGUGCGUGAUUACCAUUCGGAAUUCACAGAGAGGUCGUUGGUUCGAAUCUCGGUGAAAGCAAAAUUAAUAAAAACAUUUUUCUAAUAGCGGUCGCCCCUCGGCAGGCAAUGGCAAACCUCCGAGUGUAUUUCUGCCAUGAAAAAGCUCCUCAUAAAAAUAUCUGCCGUUCGGAAUCGGCUUGAAACUGUAGGUCCCUCCAUUUGUGGAACAACAUCAAGACGCACACCACAAAUAGGAGGAGGAGCUCGGCCAAACACCUAACAGAAGUGUACGCGCCAAUUAUUUAUUUUAUUUUAUGUCUAUGUUGUUGUAGAGCUCAUACAGCUCACUGUUCCAUCACCUGCGGUACUCGCCGUCACCAACGUGCAAAGGUUCAAAAAUCUUUCGCAGAAUCUUUUCGCAUACACUCCAAAGGACGCCUCAUGUUGUCAUCGUCCAAGCUCCUGCGCCGCCAUGCGAUAGGCCGGGCAUGAUGAGAGCCUUAUAGAGAUUAGUUUUGUUCAUUGAGAGAGGACUUUACCACUCGGUUGCCUUCUUAGUCCAAAGUAGCACUUGUUGGAAAGAGACAUUCUCCGUUGGAUUUCAAGGCUGAUAUUUUUAUCGGUGUUAAUGCAGGUUCCUAAAUAAUUUUAAUUAAAAUCAUUAAAUGCAAUAUUCCUUCAAACUUCAGUUCGAGUUAUUUAUUUAUCGUUGAUUAAAGUUCGAUCUUGGUAAAGGAAACCCCAUAUUUAUUUUAGGAAAAAGUCAAGGAAUUGCAUAUUUAAUAGACAAAACGGGUAAUAAUUGUUCAUAUUUCUGUUCUUUAGUCUUUUUAGAAAGUUUAUACACUUCCAACAAGGUGCAGUAAAAUCGUUCGUACUGCUCUCAUUACUCCACCUGUAUAAUUCCACCAUGGACACAUAUUUAUGUGCUGUGAUGUGCUUCAUACUUCACACAUGAAAAUGUUGCAAUGAAGAUAAUCUCUUUGAUCCACAUAGCCAAUGAUUUUGCCAAAAAGUUCUUCAUAGAAUAAUAAAAACAGUAUCGCGUGACUUUGCUGUUGACUAAGGAAAAUAGCCAUUAGUUUCUUCUUCUUCUUAAUUGGCGCUAUAACCGCUUACGCGAUUUUGGCCGAGUUUAACAAAGCGCGCCAGUCGUUUCUUUCUCGUGCUAACCGGCGCCAGUUGGACACACCAAGUGAAGCCAAGUCCUUCUCCAUCUGAUCUUUCCAACGCAGAGGAGGCCGCCCUCUUCCUCUGCUACCACCAGCUGGUACCGCAUCGAAUACUUUCAAAGCCGGAGCGUUUGUAUCCAUUCGGACGACAUGACCCAGCCAACGUAGCCGCUGGAUCUUUAUUCGCUGCGCUAUGUCUAUGUCGUCGUAAAGCUCAUACAGCUCAUCGUUCCAUCGUCUGCGAUAUUCGCCGUUGCCAACGUGCAAAGGUCCAUAAAUCUUACGCAGAAUCUUUCUCUCGAACACUCCAAGCGUCGCUUCAUCGGAUGUUGUCAUCGUCCAAGCUUCUGCGCCAUUCGUUAGGACGGGCAUGAUGAGAGUCUUGUAGAGUGUUAGUUUUGUUCGUCGAGAGAGGACUUUACUGCUCAGUUGCCUACUUAGUCCAAAGUAGCACUUGUUGGCAAGAGAGAUUCUACGUUGGAUUUCAAGGCUGACAUUGUUAUCGGUGUUAAUGCUGGUUCCUAAAUAGACGAAGUCUUUUACAACCUCAAAAUUAUAACUGUCAACAGUGACGUGGGUGCCGAUACGCGAGUGCGCCGACUGUUUGUUUGAAGACAGGAGGUACUUCGUUUUGUCCUCGUUCACCACCAGACCCAUUCGCUUUGCCUCUUUAUCCAGUUUGGAUAAGGCAGAACUAACAGCGCGGUUGUUAAGGCCGAUGAUGUCAAUAUCAUCGGCAUACGCCAACAAUUGUACGCUCUUAUAAAAAAUUGUGCCUGAGCGAUUAAGUUCUGCGGCUCGCACGAUGCUCUCCAACAUCAGGUUAAAGAAGUCACACGACAGGGUGUCACCCUGUCUGAAACCUCGCUUGGUAUCAAACGGCUCGGAGAGGUCCUUUCCAAUUCUGACGGCGCUGUUGGUGUUGAGCAACGUCAUCUUACAUAGCCGUAUUAGUUUUGCGGGGAUACCAAAUUCAGACAUCGCGGCAUACAGGUAACUCCUUUCCGUACUGUCGAAUGCAGCUUUGAAGUCGACGAAAAGAUGGUGUGUGUCGAUUCUCCUUUCAUGGGUCUUUUCCAAGAUUUGGCGUAUUGAGAAUAUUUGGUCGAUGGUAGACUUUCCAGGUCUGAAGCCACACUGAUAAGGUCCAAUCAGUUGGUUGACGGUGGGCUUCAGCCUUUCACACAAUACGCUCGCUAGAACCUUAUAGGCGAUAUUUAGAAGACUAAUCCCGCGGUAAUUGGCACAAAUUGCAGGAUCGCCCUUCUUAUGGAUUGGGCAGAGCACACUUAAAUUCCAAUCGGCAGGCAUGUUUUCAUCCGACCAUAUUUUGCAUAGGAGCUGAUGCAUGCACCUUACCAGCUCCUCGCCGCCAUGUUUGAAUAGCUCAGCCGGCAGUCCGUCGGCGCCCGCGGCUUUGUUGUUCGUUAGCCGCGUUAUCGCUAUUCUCACCUCGUCAUGAUCGGGUAGCGGAACGACAAUUCCGUCGUCAACGAUUGGGGUAUCGGGAUCUUCACUUUCUCGGUGACAUGCGCAGCUGUCACUGUUUAAUAGGUUCGAGAAGUGUUCCCUCCAUAAUUUAAGAUUGCUCUGUACGUCGGUCACCAGUUCGCCGUCUUUGUUCUUACAGGAAAACGCCCCGGUCUUAAAACCUUCUGUAAGCUGCCGAACUUUCUGGUAGAAUUUUCGGGCGUUGUUCCUGUUGGCCAGCAUUUCAAGCUCUUCGCACUCACGUAUUUCGGCCUCUCGUUUCUUCUGUCGGAUAAUACGUCUCUCUUCCUUUUUCAGCUCUCUGUAGCGAUCCCACAUGGCUCGCGUUGCGCCCGAUCGCAGCGUGGCUCUAUAGGCGGCAUCCUUUCUUUCUGCGGCAGCAUGACAUUCCUCGUCGUACCAAUUGUUUUUUCGGGCUCGCCGGAAUCCGAUUUCUUCUUCGGCGGCGGUACGUAGAGAACGAGAAAUGUUGCUCCAUUGUUCGUGGAUUCCGGUUUGUUGGGCAGUACUCUCUGAGAGCAGGAGUGAGAGUCGAGUGGCGAAUCUUCUGGCUGUCUGUUGUGAUUGCAGCUUUUCGAGGUCGAACAUUCUUUGCGUAGGUAGAUGCACGUUUUUUGCUGCACAGAGGCGCGUGCGCAGUUUGGUUGCAACAAGGUAGUGAUCCGAGUCAAUGUUGGGUCCUCGGAUCGUACGUACAUCUAAUACACUAGAAGCGUGUCUUCCAUCUAUCACAACAUGAUCGAUCUGGUUUCGCGGUUUUCGAUCAGGGGACAGCCAGGUAGCUUGGUGUAUCUUUUUAUGCUGGAAUCUGGUGCUGCAGACUACCAUGUUUCGGGCCCCGGCGAAGUCGAUCAGCCUCUGUCCGUUACCGGAUGUUUCGUUGUGUAGGCUGAAUUUUCCGACUGUGGGACCAAAAAUUCCCUCCUUGCCCACCCUGACGUUGAAGUCGCCAAGCACGAUUUUUAUGUCGUGGCGGGGGCAGCGCUCAUAGGAACGUUCCAGGCGCUCAUAGAAAGAAUCUUUGGUCGCAUCGUCCUUCUCUUCCGUCGGGGCGUGGGCCAUUAGUUUGGAGCUUUUAAAUUCUCGAAGGAAAUUUCAACCAAGUAAAGAUUUUCCAGGAUCUAUUCCUUUUAAUAUAUAGGAAUACCCCUUAAUUUAAACGAGAUUUUGAAAGGCAUAUAAAAUAGGUAUAUCUCGCAUAAAAAAUGAUAGAGAAUUUGGAGAAUUCAAUUCUAAAAGUUUGCGCUAAAGCCUGGCCAGCCAACAAAAAGAGGAAAAUGCAUUGCUGGCCAAAUAUAUAUUUAAUAAUUGUUUUAAUGUAUAUUUAAGAAUUAUUUCAAAUUAAUUAUAUUAUUGUAUAUAGAAUAUCGAACCUUUAAAAACAUUACUGUAUGUAUAUAUUGUUGAAAAUAAAAUCCAUGCAAAGAUAUAAAAAAAUGUAGUCAUAUAAAUUUUGAACAUAGAAAUCUAAAAAACACUUAUUUAAAUAAUUUAAUUAUUUAUGUCUGCAUACAUAUACGGAUAUAGCAUAUACAACGGGUGUUUUCUUAAAGUUGAAGAAUUUGCUUUUAAAUAAUUUACAAAAACCAAUAAAAUUGGUAACGUUUUAGUGUAUUUUGUACAUAAAAUAUUUAUAAAUAAUUCGGUUUACAUUACACUCUCGAUUGGUGAUACCACUUUUGCCAACUGGACUUAUUUUGCAAACAAAAAAGUGUGAAAGCACGUGACUUAAGUAACGAAUUUACAGUUUCAGAUCAGUUUCUGGAGAUGAUAGAGUAACCAAAGUUUGCACGCGAUAUGUGAUUGGUUGCACGCGCUAUAGACCUGAAUCAAAAAGUCGCGAAUCACGUGUCUGUCGCGCUCCCAAUCUUCAGUUUUUAAAAGUUCCACUGAUACCUGCAACUCACACUAAAUAAGUUAGUUGAGGUGAAUCAUUUACUGGUCACUCCACUCUGCUAAAAUUUUGCUUAUUUCCACAGUCUCUGAAAUGAGAAUCAUUGAGAAGCGCAAUUUAACAAUUUAAACAUUUUUACUGAUUUCCAAAAUACAUUUUGAAAAUAUUUAAACGUCCCUUGGGUGUGUUCAUUUUGUCAGCUGGUUUUAUAGGUAUGCCUAUCAAAAGUUUUUUGUGCACCUCAAAACACUCGUUAUGUACAUAUCCUUACUUACUUGUAUAUGUACAGGGUGGGCCACGUAAAAUUUGCUUUUUGAUUCGGCUAUAAAAAAAAACUAAUCAGUAUUUUUUCAAACUUUUUUCUUUUAUUUUGAAGAUUGAACAUUGUCGUUUAUGAAUGAAAAAUAAUAUCGUUCAAAUAACUGCCACGACUGGCUUUACAGUAGGCCAUUCGAUCAACCCACUUUUUUAGGCACAUUUUCGAUUGUUUGGGCUCCAAAUUCAUGAAUGGCAACUUCGAUUUCGUGUUUUAAAGCAUCAAUCGUCUCUGGAUGGUUCGCAUAGCAUCUGUCCUUAACGGCUCCCCACAAAAAAUAGUCCAACGGGCUUAAAUCACAGCUCCGAGGUGGCCAAUUGAUAUCGGAAUUCAAAAACGGUAGCCAAAAGUUCGAGUGUAAACGCAUUGGAUGGUCAUUAGGCAUCAGUUCUUGCACCAAUUGAACUUUGUAAGUUUUCAUACCGAGAUCUUUAUGCAAAAUUCUCCUUAAAGAAGAGCGUGAAAUGUUCAAUUCUUGAGAACGAUGACGAGUUUUCGGGUGUACGCACUGUAGGAGCACGUUCACGUGUUGUUUUAUCCAUUAACGAUCCACUUUCACGAACACGAUUAACAAAUUGAUCCACAAAGUGUCUUGUUGGCAAAUCUUUUUUUUUGGAAUUUUUUUUUCAAAUUUCUCACAGAAGAAGAAGAAGACUCAUCACUUUGGAAAUAGGUUUUCCAUAUUUCCCAAUUUUGUUCAAGCGUAUAGCGUCCCAUUUCGUAAAUGUCAAACCUGUAAGUAAAUUACGAGCACAUUUGACAUGACAUUUGUGUUACCAUUCUCAAAAAAAUAGGUGGCAAAAAAUAAAAGCAAACGCUAUAUGGCCCACCCGUUAAAUAUGUAUAUAUAUAUAUUAUAUAUAUAUAAUAUACGUACAUUUAAGUCUAGUUAUAGUAAAAUAAAUUUAUGGAAUAUAGAAAAAUAUAUUUUAAGUAAAUAUUUGUUCGAAUAAAAGGAAAUCAAUAUAAAGUAGAUAAAUCCAAGUAUUCAAUUUUAUACUUACAAGAAAAACCAAAUAUGCGAUGAAUCUUUGCAAAGGAAACAUUUUUAAUUUUAUUUGUAUUUUAUUAAUUUUUUUAAUUUAUCAAGCAUUUAGUAAGUAUAUAUUUGCUUUCCCAUUCAUUUAUAAGGAAUUAUGUUGGCUAUCAGAAGUGAAGAUUUCUUAAAUAAAUUUCAUGGCCUAGAAGAGUCUUUUAAUUAAAUCGGAAAAUUCAAAUCCUGCCACAGUGCGAUAUUUUUUUAGAGGAUAUAGUAAAAUAAAUAUUUAACAAUAAACCGUUUUUUCCUUGUAGUAAAUAUGAAAAUUCCAUUGUAUAUUAUAUUCUACGCCAUGAGGUGUAAGAGUUAAGCCAAAACCACCAGCAGCUAAAGCUUUAUUUCUGCGGUAUUAAUUUAAAUUUUGAUUAUUAUCAAUAUUAAACUUUCGCUAAGCUAAUAAGUAAAAUAUUUAUGUAAGCUUUUAAUUUUACAAUAAAAGAAAAACUAGAAAAAAGCAAUGUUCUGUUCUUAUAAAUUUUUUUUUAUUAUAAUUUGCUGUUUAUAUUUUAACCGGUUAGAAUUAGCUUCAUAUCGCAUCACCCAUAGCUUAGUUGUAAUUUAGAAGUAAUUCAUAGCAAUAGUUACCACUUCAAAAGACUAAAGACUUACGUAAAUACCUACGCAAGCGAAAGUACAUAACUACUAUAUUAUAUAUACAUAUACUUAUGUAUAUCUAUGUACAUAUGUACACAUUAUUGCAUACUUAUAUCUAUUGUAAUGUAAUUAUAGAAAACACAUCUGUACUCGUGUUUAAAUUGUAGAACAUAAGUUUUGUAACUAUAGUCAAUAAAUCAGCAAAAAACAAUUAUUCAGGAGAAUAAAAAAAUAAUAAUAAUUAAAUAAUUAAAAAAAUAAACAAUUUAGUAGUAAUUGUGGUAAAAGUAAAUUUUAUGUUAUAAAUGAAAUUUAGGUGACAAUUAAUUAUAUUUAAAGUAAAAACUAAUAAAUAUGUAAGCGGAAAAAGUUUAUCGAACAUUUUUUGCAUGUGAGUGCAAAAAAAUUAAAUAAAAUCUGUAUGUCAUGUAAGAAAAAAAUAUGGAAAGAAAUUAAUUGCAUUGAAAUUGAAAGUCGAAUAAACAGUA
Anastrepha ludens (Mexican fruit fly) is the source of this 15067-nucleotide messenger RNA. RefSeq lists its product as uncharacterized. Gene Ontology annotation, molecular function: protein binding. NCBI's taxonomy places the organism in Eukaryota, Metazoa, Arthropoda, Insecta, Diptera, Tephritidae. The transcript is spliced from 5 exons. The record is from RefSeq and is a predicted model, not a curated record. The coding region runs from base 1006 to 4128 and encodes 1040 amino acids.